AUGGAGGAAAUGUCUCCAGAGUAUGACGUUAUUGUGCUGGGCACAGGCUUGACGGAAUGUGUUCUUUCAGGCGUUUUGAGUGUUAAGGGGCAGAAGGUCCUCCACAUCGACCGAAAUGAUCACUAUGGCGGUGAAGCUGCUUCCGUCAACAUAGAAACUCUCUUUCGAAAAUUCCGCGAUGUCAAGCCCGGAGAGAAGCCAUGGGAGAAAUACGGCAGAGUGAAUGAUUGGAAUGUCGACCUGGUCCCGAAACUGCUCAUGUCGAAUGGAGAAUUGACCAACAUCCUCGUCUCAACUGAGGUUACCAAGUACCUUGAAUUCAGACAGAUUGCUGGCAGCUAUGUCCAGCAGGGCAAUGGACCAAAGGCCACUGUUGCCAAGGUCCCCUCAGAUGCUGGAGAGGCUCUUCGAUCUUCUCUGAUGGGCAUGUUUGAGAAACGACGUGCAAAGAAGUUCCUUGAAUGGGUGGGCGAGUUCAACGAGGAAGAUCCCGCCACUCACCAAGGACUCAACCUGGCUACUUGUACCAUGAAGGAUGUCUAUGACAAGUUCCAGCUCGAGGCCACCACUCGCGACUUCAUCGGACAUUCCAUGGCCUUGUACCAGUCUGACGAUUACAUCUCACAGGUCGGAAAGGCCGCUGAGACUAUCAACCGCAUCCGAUUGUACGUCAACUCCAUGGCUCGCUACGGAAAAUCUCCAUAUAUCUACCCACUUUACGGGCUUGGAGAGCUCCCACAGGGCUUUGCCCGUUUGGCUGCCAUCCACGGUGGAACUUAUAUGUUGAACACGAACAUCGAUGAGGUUCAGUAUGAGGAUGGAAAGGUUUCUGGUAUCAAGGCCACCAUGAAGGAGCGAGGCGAGCCCGGUGAUGGAUUCUCUUUCACAACCAAGACUAAGAAAAUUCUGGCCGACCCCUCGUACUUCCCUCACAAGGCCAAGGUCGUUGGUCACUUGUUGAAGGCAAUCUGCAUUCUGACCCACCCCAUUGAGAAGACUGACCAAAGCGACUCCCUGCAACUCAUCCUCCCUCAGUCGCAAGUUGGAAGAAAGCACGAUAUCUACAUUGCUAUGGUUUCAUCUGCACACAACGUUUGCCCCAAGGGUUACUACAUUGCUAUCGUCUCAACUAUCGCCGAGGGUGAAGCAAACCAUCAUCUCGAGCUCCAGCCAGGCUUUGACCGUCUAGGCAAGAUCGAAGAGACGUUCAUGGGACCCCCAAUCCCGCUUUAUGAGCCACUCGAGGAUGGCAAGAACGACCAUGUUUAUAUCUCCAAGAGCUACGACUCAACAAGUCACUUUGAAACUACAACCGACGAUGUUCAAGAUAUCUACCGCCGAUCUGAGGGACAUGAGCUGGUCGUCGAAGGCCUCAGAGAGGGCGAGACCCUGGGGUUUAAAUCCUAUGCGGUGCGAACGGUCAUAUCUGGGUGGGAUGAGUCCUUUAAUUCCAUUACCGGCCUUAACGGCAGUGGUAAAUCCAACAUUCUCGACAGCAUAUGUUUCGUGCUAGGAAUCACCAAUAUGAGCACCGUUCGAGCUCAGAACCUACAAGAUCUUAUAUAUAAGCGAGGCCAGGCGGGAGUCACCAAAGCCAGCGUCACAAUUGUUUUCGAUAACCGCGACAAGUCGAUAUCGCCGAUCGGAUUUGAAGAAUAUGCUACGAUCUCGGUUACCAGGCAAAUUGUCCUAGGUGGAACAAGCAAGUACUUGAUCAACGGCCACCGUGCACAGCAACAAACAGUGCAGAAUCUUUUUCAGAGUGUUCAAUUAAAUAUAAAUAACCCAAACUUUCUGAUUAUGCAAGGCCGUAUAACGAAAGUGUUGAAUAUGAAGCCCGUCGAGAUUUUGGCAAUGAUUGAAGAAGCUGCCGGAACCCGAAUGUUUGAGGAUAGGAAGGAGAAAGCGGCAAAAACGAUGGCCAAGAAAGAGAUGAAAGUACGAGAGAUUGAGGGGCUAUUACAGGAGGAAAUCGAACCUAAGCUGGAGAAGCUAAGAGGGGAGAAAAGGGCGUUCCUUGACUUUCAACAAACGCAGAAUGACCUCGAACGAUUGACGAGACUGGUUGUUGCCCAUGACUAUCUAAAGUAUGGUGAUCGUCUGCGAUUAAGUGCGGAAGAGGUUGAGAAAAGAAAACAGAAAAUUGAAGAUUUGGAAGCCAACGCUACAAGGAUGAAGGGAGAAAUUGCGAACCUGGAGGAGGAUGUGAAAAAGGUCAAGGAGGCCCGUGACAAGGAAUUGAGGAAAGGGGGCAAAUUCCAAGCGUUGGAAGAUAAAGUGAAGAGCUACUCUCAUGAGAUGGUUCGACUAGCAACAUUGAUUGACUUGAAAAAGUCAAGCAUGGGCGAAGAAUCUAAUAAGAGAGAAGCGGCAGAAAAGGCUCUCACUGAGGUUCAAGCCACUUUAAAAGAUAAGAAAAAAAUAUACGAUAAGGUGCAGGCGCAAUAUGAUAAAGCCAAGGCAGAUUUCGAUGCUCAAACCGCCGAAGUGGAACAGAAGGAGGAGCUUUUGCAGACACUACAAACAGGAGUUGCCUCAAAAGAGGGCCAUGAAAAUGGCUACCAGGGACAACUUCAAGAUGCUAGAAAUCGCGCCAGUGCGGCUGCCACGGAACAAGAACAGGCCAAGCUCAAAAUCUCCCACUUGGAAAAACGCAUCAAGGAGGAAGAGCCUCGGGCGAAGAAAGCUGCUGAGCAGAAUAAAGGUCUGCUAAAGGACCUUGAAUCUCUGAAGAAACAAGCUCAAAAGCUCGAGGCAGAGCUUGCAAAACAGGGAUUUGAACCUGGGAAGGAGGAAAGGAUGUACGAAGAAGAGUCAAAUCUCCAGAGGAGCAUACGCGAACUUCGUGGCGAGGCCGAUGGUCUAAAACGCAGAGUUGCAAACAUCGACUUCAACUACUCCGAUCCUAGCCCCAACUUCAACAGGUCUAAAGUCAAGGGUCUUGUUGCCCAACUUUUUACCCUCGAUAAGAACCAUUCUCAGGCAGCAACCGCACUAGAAAUUUGUGCCGGCGGUCGUCUAUACAACGUUGUAGUCGAUAGCGCAGAAACCGGAACAGCGCUUUUGCAGAACGGCAAACUUCGAAAGCGAGUUACCAUUAUUCCGCUAAACAAGAUAUCCGCAUUCCAGGCAUCGGCUGAAAAAAUAGGGGCGGCAACCGAUCUGGCCCCUGAAAAGGUAGAUCUUGCAUUGUCCCUAAUAGGAUAUGAUGAGGAAGUCACUGCGGCUAUGCAGUAUGUGUUCGGGUCAACGCUGAUCUGCCAUGAUGCGGCGACUGCUAAGAAAGUCACCUUUGACCCUUCAGUUCGCAUGAAGAGCGUGACCCUUGAAGGAGAUGUUUAUGACCCUUCAGGAACCUUGUCAGGUGGUAGUGCGCCAAAUUCAAGCGGUGUUCUCCUUAUUCUGCAGAAGUUGAACGGAAUUAUGAUGGAAUUGAAGUCCAAAGAGAGAGCUCUUCACAUAUUACAAGAUACUAUGGCCAGGGAAAAGAAGAAGAUGGAUCUCGCGCACUCAACAAAACAGGAGCUUGACCUCAAACUCCACGAAAUUAAACUCACGGAAGAGCAGAUAAAUGGGAACUCGUCGUCAUCUAUCAUUCAUGCCGUAGAGGAGAUGAGAGAGAACAUAACGCAGCUGAAGAACGAUAUAACAGAUGCAAAAUCUCGCCAUGCUGAAGCCGCCAAGGAUAUCAAACGUAUUGAGAAAGACAUGAAUGAGUUUAGCAACAACAAGGACAGCAAGCUUGCCGAACUCGAGUCUUCCCUUAAUACGUUGAAGAAAACGCUGAGCAAAAACUCCAUUUCCGUGAAGACACUCCAGAAGGAACUCCAAGCAUCGCGGCUCGAGUCUGAACAAGCCGGCAGUGAUUUGACGACAGCUGAGGAACAAUUGGCUGAGGCUGAUCAAGUCUUGAAGUCUCAGAUGGAGGAAUUGGAGGAAAUGGGCAAAGAACAAGCUCGAGUAAAGGAAAACCAUGAUACCGCCCAGGCCCAGCUUGAAGAUGAGCAGGCACAACUCACCAGGUUCGAUGAUGAGCUUAGAGACCUAGAUGAGGCCAAGCAAUCCAAAUCUGCACGAAUAACAGAAGAGGCCCUGGAAUUGCAAAAACUCGGCCACAAGCUUGAAAAGGUAUACAAGGACCAACAAGGUGCUGCCCAGCUCGUGUCAAACAUGGAGAGCGAAUACGAAUGGAUCGCGGAGGAGAAAGAUAGCUUUGGCCGCCCUGGCACACCAUACGACUUCAAGAACCAAAACAUCGCCGAGUGCAAGGCGUCUCUGCGCAAUGUGACCGAACGAUUCCAGGGAAUGAAGAAAAAGAUUAACCCCAAGGUCAUGAAUAUGAUCGACAGCGUUGAGAAGAAGGAAGCUUCGCUCAAGAAUAUGAUGAAAACAGUCAUCAGAGACAAGCGAAAGAUUGAAGAGACUAUUAUCAGUUUGGAUGAAUAUAAGAAAGAAGCCCUGCAGAAGACCUGGUCCAAAGUCACUGCAGACUUUGGCCAGAUAUUUUCAGAACUUCUUCCUGGAAGUUUCGCUAAGCUCGAUCCUCCUGAAGGCAAGGAGAUUAGCGACGGUCUUGAAGUCAAAGUCAGCCUGGGUAAGGUAUGGAAGCAGAGCUUGACAGAGCUCAGUGGUGGUCAGCGGGAAACCCUGUCGACCAGCAAGCGCGGAACUUUAAAGACGAUCAGUUUGCCCCGAGGCUCCCAACGCAUCGCCGCCACUCCUCCGAAUCUCCAAAGAGACCACUUGGACACCAAACACACAUCACCACCAGGAACACGCGAUCCUUGGGAUCCCUCGCAUUCCUUGAUGACUUCAUUCAUGGCCGACACGGAGCCGUCAAUUAAUAUUCCGUCGCUCAUCACUUUCGCCGUCGUCUCAUUCUUCGUCUUCCGGUGGUUUUUCUCGUCGCGCAGCACAUCAUCCCAGAAUGACAAUGCGCAGAGUGGAAGAGGAGGGGCUCAGAGAGUCGAUGCGGUGCAGCUAGAUCAGCUAGCUCAGAUGUUUCCGCAGUUAACCAGGAGAGAGCUCCUGUGGGAUUUACAGCGGAAUGGUGGGAGUGUGGCUGCCACGACGGAGAGGAUAUUGACAGGAAGAGGACUGGAGAGACCACCUCCGACAUUCCAACCUCAAAUACCGGCUGCCUCAACUCCAACGGAAACUACUUCUCCUACACCACAGACAGCCAAACCUGUAAUGACGAAUCUCAUCUCACGGUACAACCUUCAAUCGAAAAUAGACACCGAGUCAACAGAAAGUGAAGCGACCGGGGCCGAUUCGGGCGAUUCCACGAUCCUCCGGCAAGAAAGUGCUUGGUCGCGUGAUAAACUUGAGAGGCAGAGGCUUAUGCAGAAACGACGGGACGACAUGAUACUCAACGCGAGGAGGAAGAUGCUGGAGAAGGACAAAGCUGUAAAACAACAACAGCAAUAA
Arthroderma uncinatum is the source of this 5430-nucleotide messenger RNA. RefSeq lists its product as uncharacterized. NCBI's taxonomy places the organism in Eukaryota, Fungi, Ascomycota, Eurotiomycetes, Onygenales, Arthrodermataceae. Gene Ontology annotation, biological process: small GTPase-mediated signal transduction; chromosome organization; protein transport. The transcript is spliced from 15 exons. Gene Ontology annotation, cellular component: chromosome. The record is from RefSeq and is a predicted model, not a curated record. Bases 1 to 5430 code for a protein of 1809 amino acids. Gene Ontology annotation, molecular function: ATP hydrolysis activity; ubiquitin binding; Rab GDP-dissociation inhibitor activity.